Molecule: messenger RNA, 2623 nt
Organism: Coturnix japonica (Japanese quail)
Lineage: Eukaryota; Metazoa; Chordata; Aves; Galliformes; Phasianidae
Source: RefSeq, a predicted model, not a curated record
UUUCCCUCCACGAAGACACAAGGGCAGGAACGCGAGCGCUGCCCCUCCGCCAUGGGAGGCCGCUUCCUGCUGACGCUCGCCUUCCUCUCGGCGCUGCUGUGCCGCUGCCAGGUUGACGGCUCCGGGGUGUUCGAGCUGAAGCUGCAGGAGUUUGUCAACAAGAAGGGGCUGCUCAAUAAUCGCAACUGCUGCCGGGGGGGUGGCCCCGGAGGCGCCGGGCUGCAGCAGUGCGACUGCAAGACCUUCUUCCGCGUCUGUCUGAAGCACUACCAGGCCAGCGUCUCCCCCGAGCCUCCCUGCACCUACGGCAGCGCCAUCACCCCCGUCCUCGGUGCCAACUCCUUCAGCGUCCCCGACGGCGCGGGCGGCGCCGACCCCGCCUUCAGCAACCCCAUCCGCUUCCCCUUCGGCUUCACCUGGCCCGGCACCUUCUCGCUCAUCAUCGAGGCUCUGCACACCGACUCACCCGACGACCUCACCACAGAAAACCCCGAGCGCCUCAUCAGCCGCCUGGCCACCCAGAGGCACCUGGCGGUAGGCGAGGAGUGGUCCCAGGACCUGCACAGCAGCGGCCGCACCGACCUCAAGUACUCCUAUCGCUUUGUGUGUGAUGAGCACUACUACGGGGAAGGCUGCUCUGUCUUCUGCCGGCCCCGUGACGAUGCCUUCGGUCACUUCACCUGUGGAGAGCGUGGCGAGAAGGUCUGCAACCCAGGCUGGAAGGGCCAGUACUGCACUGAGCCGAUUUGCCUGCCCGGGUGUGACGAGCAGCACGGCUUCUGCGACAAGCCUGGGGAAUGCAAGUGCAGAGUGGGCUGGCAGGGCCGAUACUGUGAUGAGUGCAUCCGAUACCCAGGCUGCCUGCAUGGUACCUGUCAGCAGCCAUGGCAGUGCAACUGCCAGGAAGGCUGGGGUGGCCUUUUCUGCAACCAGGACCUGAACUACUGCACUCACCACAAGCCGUGCAAGAAUGGUGCCACAUGCACCAACACUGGUCAGGGGAGCUACACUUGUUCUUGCCGACCUGGGUACACAGGCUCCAGCUGUGAGAUUGAAAUCAAUGAAUGUGAUGCCAACCCAUGCAAGAAUGGUGGAAGCUGCACUGAUCUCGAGAACAGCUAUUCCUGUACCUGCCCCCCAGGCUUCUAUGGUAAAAACUGUGAGCUGAGUGCAAUGACUUGUGCUGAUGGACCGUGCUUCAAUGGAGGGCGAUGCACUGACAACCCUGAUGGUGGAUACAGCUGCCGCUGCCCAUUGGGUUAUUCUGGGUUCAACUGUGAAAAGAAAAUCGAUUACUGCAGUUCCAGCCCUUGUGCUAAUGGAGCCCAGUGCGUUGAUCUGGGGAACUCCUACAUAUGCCAGUGCCAGGCUGGCUUCACCGGCCGGCACUGUGACGACAACGUGGACGAUUGCGCCUCCUUCCCCUGCGUCAAUGGAGGGACCUGUCAGGAUGGGGUCAACGACUACUCCUGCACCUGCCCCCCGGGAUACAACGGGAAGAACUGCAGCACGCCGGUGAGCAGAUGCGAGCACAACCCCUGCCACAACGGGGCCACCUGCCACGAGAGAAGCAACCGCUACGUGUGCGAGUGCGCUCGGGGCUACGGCGGCCUCAACUGCCAAUUCUUGCUCCCCGAGCCACCUCAGGGACCAGUCAUCGUUGACUUCACUGAGAAGUACACAGAGGGCCAGAACAGCCAGUUUCCCUGGAUCGCAGUGUGUGCCGGGAUUAUUCUGGUCCUCAUGCUGCUGCUGGGCUGCGCCGCCAUCGUUGUCUGCGUCAGGCUGAAGGUGCAGAAAAGGCACCACCAGCCCGAGGCCUGCAGGAGCGAAACGGAGACCAUGAACAACCUGGCGAACUGCCAGCGCGAGAAGGACAUCUCCAUAAGCAUCAUCGGAGCCACUCAGAUUAAAAACACAAAUAAGAAAGUAGACUUUCACAGCGAUAACUCUGAUAAAAAUGGCUACAAAGUUAGAUACCCAUCAGUGGAUUACAAUUUGGUGCAUGAACUCAAGAAUGAGGACUCUGUGAAAGAGGAGCAUGGCAAAUGUGAAGCCAAGUGUGAAACGUAUGAUUCAGAGGCAGAAGAGAAAAGCGCAGUACAGCUAAAAAGUAGUGACACUUCUGAAAGAAAACGGCCAGAUUCAGUAUAUUCCACUUCAAAGGACACAAAGUACCAGUCAGUGUACGUCAUAUCAGAAGAGAAAGAUGAGUGCAUCAUAGCAACUGAGGUUAGUAUCCCACCUGGCAGUCAGACAAAUCUUGGUGUGUGAUUCCCAUCCAGAGCAAGUCAGGGCAGCCAAACCAUUCUACCUGCCGCCACACUCAUCUGUACCCGCUGAAACGUGGCCACCUUUGGUCUCUGGCACUGCAGAUGUUGAAAAAACUUGUUGUGGAUUAAGAUAAGCGCCAGUGGGGGGUUACAGGGACAGCAAUUUUUUCAGGCAAGGGUCUAACUGUAGUGCAGUUGUAGCCUACUAACCCUACUGACUCAUUCUUUCAUAUGCUUCCUGCAGAGCCCGCUUUUGCUUGGCAUUGAGGUGAAGUCCUGACCCUCUACAUCCUCGUAGUCCUCUUCUUUCUUUUUAUUAACCUCUUCUGGUCUCUGCUUGUGUUUUCUCU